UAGCCUCCAAACAACUGGUCUCCUAAAAAUGGCCCCGCUCUGCGUCGCUGCUGCGAUGUGGAGUAUCCAGCCCCCCUCCGGUCACCUCCGGCCUCCACACUCCCUGUUCCCUUUGUCUCUGCUGGAGUGAAGGAGCCAGGCUGCCAGGGAGGGGGACCAGAAUCACUGGAUGGUUGCUACUCUUUUCCCCUUAGAUUUAGGUUUCGGAGGACCCCUUUGAAGGAGCACGUUUUUUCCUCUGUGAUAUUUUGCAGCACCCUUGCUGGAACGAUUUCCAGACCUUUCUGAUUGGCUGCUUUGAUUUCUUUGCUCGUCUAUUGUGCUGCCGGGGGGUAAAGGGUUGAUCAUGCACCACCUGUGGCUGAUGCUGCUUCCCUUCCUGGGCCUGGUGAGCGUUGCGCCGGCCGAGAAGGGUCUGGAGUUCCCCCGCUACGACGGGAAGGACCGCGUCCUGGACAUCAACGACAGGAACUACCGCAAGGCCAUGAACAAGUACAGCAUGCUGUGUCUGCUCUACCACGAGCCCAUCCCCGACAGCAAGGAGCUGCAAAAGAAGCACCAGAUGACCGAGAUGGUUCUGGAGCUUGUGGCCCAGGUGCUGGAGGAGAAGGACAUUGGAUUUGGAAUGGUGGAUGCCAAGAAAGAUGCCAAGGUGGCAAAGAAACUGGGUCUGGAUGAGGUGGACAGCGUAUAUGUGUUCAAGGAGGACCGCGUCAUCGAGUUCGACGGUCUGCUGUCGGCCAACACCAUGACAGAGUUCCUGCUGGAUCUGCUGGAGGAUCCGGUGGAGGUGCUGGACAACGCUCUGGAGCUCAAGGCCUUCAACAGGAUGGAUGAAGAAAUCAGGCUCGUCGGCUUCUUCAAGAACCAGGAGUCAGAACAUUUCGAGGCGGGCCCCGCGUGGCUGGGGAGGGCCCUGACGGAGUGA
This is a messenger RNA of Gadus chalcogrammus (walleye pollock), 928 nucleotides long. Its product is annotated as calsequestrin-2-like. The transcript is spliced from 6 exons. Gene Ontology annotation, molecular function: calcium ion binding. The record is from RefSeq and is a predicted model, not a curated record. Bases 347 to 928 code for a protein of 193 amino acids. Lineage: Eukaryota; Metazoa; Chordata; Actinopteri; Gadiformes; Gadidae. Gene Ontology annotation, cellular component: sarcoplasmic reticulum lumen. Gene Ontology annotation, biological process: regulation of cardiac muscle contraction by regulation of the release of sequestered calcium ion.